Molecule: messenger RNA, 5609 nt
Organism: Aquila chrysaetos chrysaetos
Lineage: Eukaryota; Metazoa; Chordata; Aves; Accipitriformes; Accipitridae
Gene: KATNBL1
Product: katanin regulatory subunit B1 like 1
Exons: 10
Coding region: 153-1064 (303 amino acids)
Cellular component (GO): nucleolus
Molecular function (GO): microtubule binding
Source: RefSeq, a predicted model, not a curated record
GGCGUGGCGCGGCUCGGCCCAGCAUGCAGCGCGGCGCCGUUUGAAUGGCGCAGGCUCCGGGCGCUGGGCCCCCGCGGUAGGUCUCCGUGGCUCCUCCUUCCCCCUUGGCGUGGCCCGGCCCGGUACCAUGAGCAGCGGGGAUUUGAGAGAUUAUGGCAUCUGAAGCCCACAAUGUUAGAAAACAGAAAGUAUUGCAUAUCGAAGGUCAUCCCAUUGAUCUCCCCAGAAAAAGAAUCUCUUCUUCCACUAAAAAGAUCAUGAAGGAGGGUAAGAAAUCUCCAAAACAGCUGGCUUCAUACACAAACAGAAUAACAGUUGGAAAAACGGUGACCAGUCCCCUCUCUCUUUUCAAAGUAGUAUAUUGUAAAAGAAAAGUUCAUUGUUAUAGUCCAAAGCCUUGUUACAGAAAGAAACAGCUCCCUAAAUCUAGGGGCUGUGACAUGGCAAAUAAAGAAAAUGAACUGGCUUGUGCAGGGAAUCUGCCAGCAAAACUGCACGACAGUCGUACACACUUGCUGAAUUCUAGUGACUCUGGUUCAUCUCAAACAGAAGGCCCCUCAUCCAAAUAUAGUGGAUUUUUUUCAGAGGUUUCUCAGGACCAUGAAACUAUGGCUCAAGUUCUUUUCAGCAGGAAUCUGAGGCUGAACGUAGCUUUAACCUUUUGGAGAAGGAGAAGUAUAAGUGAACUGGUAGCCUACUUAGUAAGGAUACAGGAUCUUGGAGUAGUAGUAGACUGCCUUCCUGUGCUUACAAACAGUUUACAGGAAGAAAAACCAUAUAUUUCAGUUGGCUGCUGUGUAGAUCUUUUGCCUUUAGUGAAAUCACUGCUUAAAAGCAAAUAUGAAGAGUAUGUGAUAGUUGGUUUAAACUGGCUUCAGGCUGUCAUUAAAAGAUGGUGGUCAGAACUAUCUGCACAUACAGAAAAGGCAGAGGAUGGAAAUAUUCAUAUUUUAAAACAACAAUUAAGUGGAUUAUGGGAACAGGAGAAUCAUCUUACUCUGGUUCCAGGAUAUACUGGUAAUAUAGCUAAGGAUGUAAAUGCUUAUUUAUUACAGCUACACUGACAUGAUUGGGAAACUAUGUGUGCUUAUGUGGUGAAACAAUCCCCUAAAGUAUCCCUGAAAUAUGUACUGUUUCUGAAAGCCUUUUGAGAAAUACUGGCAGAAGAGAACUGAACUGUCAAGCUGUUUAAUGAAACCACUAAAAAAAUCCUAACAAUCUACUUCACAUUGAAGUGGAAAAAUGUCUAGUAGGAGCAACUUUUACUUCAGUGAGGUGAAAGUGCACUAUGAAAACUGUAUGCCUUUGCUGCAUUUGGGAUUCACUCAGUUACUAGGUAUUCAUUUAAAUGCUACUGUAUUUUACUACAUCGCAUAAAAGAUGAAUUACACUGUCAUGAAGACAAGACAGCAGAACCAGUUAUAAGGAACCAACAAAAGCAAUCAGCAUUAAGAGCUUUUAAAUGUUUCUUUCACAAGAGAACUUCAAAAUGCACAACUAUCUUUUCAAUUAUGUUUUAAAAAAAAACAAAACUUAGGAAUACUCAAUUACUUCUAUGUUUUAAUCAAAUUAUUAAAGACAUUUUUUGUUUGCACUAUUGAGGAAACUAUACAGCAAAGAUGCCUUAAUUACUAGUGUUUCAAAAAGCCAAUGUGUUAAGAUGCAAAUAGCUAUUAUGUUCAGAUUGUGAUGCAAAACUACAAAAAUCAGGGUUUCACAUUGUGUAGUUAAUGAAACAUUGCACAUAUACAAAGAUUCAUGUAUGAAAAAUAAAUACCUGAAGUUAAGCUUGGAUAAACAGUUAUUGCAAAUGUCAGCAGAAUGGUGAAUUUAUGUCUAACAAAUGUUUUUAUAUUGUAUGUGGAUUUCUAACACAGUAAUCUUGUUCUGUAUCAUUUAAACUACAUGCAAAUAAGUAAAUAUAUUAAAUGUAUCUACUGUUUUUUCUUUUCAACUUCAUAAAAACAAUUUCUAGAAUAAUCUCUUCCACAGUACUUUUUAUCAUAGAUAUUUAUGUCUAUUGUUUGAAAUGUUUACAGCCAGAUGAGGCCAUGUUAUUCAAAUCGCACCCUUUUUAUACUACCUCCUUUAAGAAACUGACAAAGAGCUUUUGCAAAAUUAAUCAAGUUCUAGCCUGAUCAAUGAGGGCAAAUUCAUACCAACAAUAGCAUUGAAAAUACAGCUAUAAACUCUUACUGUCCUAUUGCUAUCCUGUACUCUUUUAAUUUAAAAGCUAUAGCUUAAUAGCUCUGAGGGAGUUUUGAUUUUAGGCUUGCUAUUGCCUUUUUUAUUUUGUGAUUAAGAAGCAUGUUUUUCCAAUUAACACUUAUGAAGUGCUAGCUGUUCACUUAAAACAUAAAUAUACAUGCACAGCAUGUAUCACUAAAUAGGCUACUUCCUUAAAAAACUUAAGUACUUAGAAGGGUUGUUUUCAUACCUAGCAUUAAGCAUAUGCACUUUUAUUGAUGUGCAGGAGAAAAGUCUUGAUAGCCCCAAGUGGUUUUUGCUUUACAGAUGAAAUAAAUUAAUUUUAAACUCUUGUAGUGGUCAACAGCUUUAGGCCUCCUGUUGCUUCAUUUUGUAUUUAAGUUACAUAUCAUUAUUGCUGACUUCUGGAGGCCAACUAGAAAUCUGUCAUCAGAACUUGGUGCUUUUGGUUAUUUGAAUAUUCUUUAAACCACCAAAGGUUUUGUGCUUCCCAGGGCAGUCAGCUACAGGGAAGAGUUUCUGGGACAUCCCCAAACUGAGAACUCUGUGGGACAAUCUCGAGAUAUGCACAUAGCCAAAUUCUUUUUGCUAGAAUUGUUACGUACCAUUAGAGAUAUUUCACACUCAAAAGAGUUUGAGGUAGAACUUAGUACUUUUCAAAUGUUCUUGCUGUCAAUUAAAAAUGUAAAGGAACUACAGUAUGAUGACAUUCUUGUAUUACUUUACUGUUUUGUUGAGCACUUAAAUGUAACAGUAACGUAAAGACUGGCUUCAUAAUUUGGGUAGCAAUUGCUGAAACUCUUGGAUUAUUCCUCAAGGAGAAUACUGUAAAGGUGAUGGAAACUCAGAUCUUAUUUUCUCCUGGAUUUUUAAUAGACAAAAUGAAGUAACUCAUGGCCAUUUAUUUCUGAUAAUACAAGAAGUAAUCAUUGUAACUGAUUAAAGUGAAAUACUCUAGUAUUCAAAAAUCCAGCUUGACUGUAGAUGUAAAUACUUGGGCUUAUAAUGUAAAUCCAUGGCCAUAUGCAGAAUUCCAAACUGUAACUAUGGAUGGUGCUUUUGUUCUAGUGGCAAGGUAAGAUUGACUUGAGGAUCAUUAUUGAGAAAUAUCUAAUAAAAUAAUGCAUUAUUUUUAACUGCCAAAAAUUGUAUUUUGACAGCAUCAAUAAUACAGUAUUAAACAUUAAGUCAUUAGUAUUUGUGCCUUAUUUUAAAUGCAUUUUUUUUACUGUUUUCAGGCAGCUGCUAGACUGUAAGAACAGGAUUCUGGUGUCUCCAUUAUGAAAUGAUUUUUCUGUCAUGAUCUUAAAGCACUCAUUUAAACUAUUCAGGCUGACAUUCAGGCUCAGCUUGUAUGGUCUUUAGUUCUCAAAUGGCUACGAAUCAGUUUUGCUGUAAUAGAAUGUAUAUGUAUGAUAUCUGCUCAAAGGUGACAUGAGUAAAAUGUCUUAAUAGCUGUAUAACUCCAUGAAAUCCAUGUAGUUGUCUCAGUGAAUCUUAAGAAUUAAGUUUAUGAACAAUCAUGUGCAUAAAUGCUAAUCUUUGUGAUACUUUCUGAAAAUGCUGUUUCUAGGAUGUUUCAAAAGAUCAGGCAGAAUUAAUCCUUUAUCCUGUAUGUUUUUGUGAUGCAGAAGCAUGUAGUUACUUGAGGAUGAAGGAUGCCUCUGCAGAGCUGUUCUUCAUGUUAUACCACUUGAUAUGAAAUUAAUGUCUUUGAAAAACAGUAUGUCUUUUGCCUCAAUGUUCCCUGAGAGUACUUGAGGCUGUUUUGCUUGAAAGGGUUUUUAUUUGAAGCGUGAACUAGGACUUACCCAUCCCCUAAACUGAAAUUAAAGAAGCCUUCUGGUAAACUGCCUCUUUUGCAGAGCUAAAAAUCCCCCAAUAUUCUGUUAAUGUAAGAAUCGAAGUUUAGGUAUUGCUGAUACCUUGCUGAGGAGCGGAAAUGGAAAAAGCUACCCUAGUAAUUAGCUGGGUACAAAGAAGCUAGCAUGUCUUAAUAAUUAUGUAUAGCUCUGUCUUGAAGGAGUUACACCUCGUUCUUAGUAAAGAGUACUCUACAGUGGAACACCCUUGUAUCACACAGGUACUGCAGUUGUAGGCUACUUAAUAGUGCUUACAAAUUGUCACUGGUGUUAAAAUACUAGCAUCAGCCCUCCAGGAGCUUAUCUUCUGCAGUGAUAGAUAACUAAAAUGAUCUUUCCCUUUCUGUAGGCUGCCUUAUUGUUAUCAGAGGCUGCAGUUUUAACACUUGGGGUGCAGGAGAGAUGGGAUAAUAGGAGAGGACAAAAAAUUACUCAUGCCCUGUGUUGAGUGACAUCAGCCCCACUGCAUUAUACCAUACGUAUCUUAAAGCAGGCUGUAUUUUCAUUUUCUGGUAUCUGAAGUAGGCAAGUUUGGAGUAAAUAACUCCAUUGAGUUGAAGAGAUAAAAGUUUUGAAGAUGGAUGCUACAAUGCUGAUUUGUGGUGUGUUGUUUUGGAUUUUUUUUUCUUGAAAGGGUGAACAUUUUUGUGUGUAAAAGCUUGAAAGUAUCUUGUGGAAAGUAUCUUGUGGAAAGCUUACAUUUUGAAACUAGCAAGUGGUUGCUUUUGCUGGUUCUUCUUGCCAGAUCUUCCAGUUUUACAGAAGACAAUGCCUGUCUUGGUGUGGAGAUUUGCAGCUAAGUUUUCUGCCCAGUUUUCUGGUACAAAGGAAACAGGUGGUUCAUAGUCAACAUUUUCAGAAUACAAAACCAUGCAAAUCAUGCUACUGGUGUGAAGUUAUUCCAACUUUUGUACAAUGCAAAUGCUUUAGUUUAUGAAAGCAGUUGGUUCUUGUGUGAGGAACUUUAUAUUGAACUGAUGCUGCAUUAGAUGAAGAAAAAGAUGAAGCAGUUAUUAAUAGCCUUGGUAAAAGCCAGACAGCAUAGUUUAAUUUUUGUCUUCAGUCUACCUUCCUACACAUAGUAAUCAUCGUAGGCUACAGAUAAAGAUUCACUGGGAGAAUAGAUUGAGCAUGCUUGUGGUGUUAGUGCUUAUAUUAUACUUCUUUAAGCAAUUUAUGUUUAUUCCAUAUUAGUUAAAUGGCUUGUUUUAUGUCUUAGAAUGAGACUAAAUGCAAGUAUUUCUUUUCUCUGCCCCCAUGCAUUCAUUCUUCAGCACUUAAUGAUAUUUCUUCCUCUUCUAAUUUAAAUAUACUGUGAGUAUCUGUUAUUAGAAGCAGGGAGGGGAGUAUGAAAAUUCUAUAUAAAACACAGGGCUAGCUAUUUAACACUAUUCAUUUUGAAGCAAUUGUGAAAAUUUUCCCUCUUUAAAACUUUUCACACAAAUUUUGUUAAUACCUGCUAAUUGAAGUUGGCACUCAUGGCUGCAAGUUUGAGUUUGAACUUGGUUGAAAAAAAUAAAGUGUUUUCACUCUAAAUAA